This is a messenger RNA of Suricata suricatta (meerkat), 4818 nucleotides long. RefSeq names its product CTD small phosphatase 2 (gene CTDSP2). Lineage: Eukaryota; Metazoa; Chordata; Mammalia; Carnivora; Herpestidae. Gene Ontology annotation, molecular function: RNA polymerase II CTD heptapeptide repeat phosphatase activity. The record is from RefSeq and is a predicted model, not a curated record. Bases 314 to 1129 code for a protein of 271 amino acids. The transcript is spliced from 8 exons.
GUCCCAUUUCCUCCUCUUGUUUUCGCUCCGGAUUCUCCAUGUUGGACCCAAACUGAGGAGCCCGGAGCUGCUGCCGGGGGAUCGGGGCCGGGGGCAAUCGGGGGAGCCACUGCCCGGGCCGCCCGCCCUCCGUACAGGCCGCGUCCCUUCCCGGCCCAGGGAGGGAACGAGAGCAGGGAUGUGAACAGCUGUGGGAGUCCGAGUCUCGGGAGCCGGAGCCGGAGCGGGCUCCCGCCCAGGCCCCCCAGCCCAGCCCAGCCUGCGCGCCCGCCGGUUCUCCCGCCCAGCCAGCCCGGGCCCGCGGGAUUGUUAGAUGGAACACGGCUCCAUCAUCACCCAGGCGCGGAGGGAAGACGCCCUGGUGCUCACCAAGCAAGGCCUGGUCUCCAAGUCCUCUCCUAAGAAACCUCGUGGACGGAACAUCUUCAAGGCCCUUUUCUGCUGUUUUUGCACCCAGAAUGUUGGCCAAUCCAGCUCCUCCACUGAGCUCUCCGCAUACAAGGAGGAAGCCAACACCAUUGCUAAGUCCGAUCUGCUCCAUUGUCUCCAGUACCAGUUUUAUCAGAUCCCAGGGACCUGCCUGCUCCCAGAGGUGACAAAGGAAGAUCAAGGAAGGAUCUGCGUGGUCAUCGACUUGGAUGAAACCCUUGUGCAUAGCUCCUUUAAGCCAAUCAACAAUGCCGACUUCAUAGUGCCUGUAGAGAUUGAGGGGACCACUCACCAGGUGUAUGUGCUCAAGAGGCCUUACGUGGACGAGUUCCUGAGGCGAAUGGGGGAGCUCUUCGAAUGUGUUCUCUUCACUGCCAGCCUGGCCAAGUAUGCCGACCCAGUGACAGACCUCCUGGACAGGUGUGGGGUGUUCCGGGCCCGCCUGUUCCGGGAGUCCUGCGUGUUCCACCAAGGCUGCUAUGUCAAGGACCUCAGCCGCCUGGGAAGGGACCUGAGGAAAACCCUCAUUCUGGACAACUCGCCUGCUUCUUACAUCUUCCACCCAGAGAACGCAGUGCCCGUGCAGUCUUGGUUUGAUGACAUGGCAGACACUGAGCUGCUGAACCUGAUCCCAAUCUUUGAGGAGUUGAGCGGAGCAGAGGAUGUCUACACCAGCCUCGGGCAACUGCGGGCCCCUUAGCCUUCCCUGCUUCCGAGCAAUGGCCCUCCCAGUAGGGGACUUGCCUACACUGUGCCUUUAUGAUCAGCCUGACAGAGCGGAAGCCGGAGCAUCUCACCCAGUGGGGCCUGGGAGUAGAAGUGGUUGGAAAGGGCUUUAGGACAGGAUAGAUGCCAAGCGAGCACAUCCCAGACCAACGGCGCCUAGAGCUGCCUGCUCCCUGAGUUGGGUUCCCAAAUGUGAGUGUGUGAGUGUGUGUGUGUGUGUGUGAGAGAGAGAGAGAGAGAGAGAGAGAGAGAGACUCCCCUUGAACCAUGGCCCCAGGAUAUAAGCCUUUCAGGUUGAGGGAGAAACUGAAAGAUGAAGACUCCCCAGGUUAGUCUGUCUCCUCUCCGGUCACCCUGGGAGCCACCGAGCUCGACAGAGAUGAAGACUAUUGAAGGCUUUGCUGCCAAACCCAACACCUUUUCUCAGUGUUGUAAGGCUCAUGUCAAGGAGAAAGGGAGAGUCCUAGGCUGCCUUCAGGAGCCCCCGACACACCUGUUCUGAAACCUUUCUCCAGCCAGCUGUCUGCACACAGAAAGACCAUGUUUCUGGAAAGAUGAAAGCUUGUUUCCAGAACCAGUAGCCCCCGUGGCCAUCACGUCCUGUGGUCCAAGGGCUGCUCUUGCCUCCAGCCAAGUGCCUGGCACGGGCCCUCUCUGGGUCUCCCCAAGGCUCAGGCUCCGGGCCUGCCUUCCUCACCACCUAGCCAUAGUCUUGAACCUAUGGGGAAGGAGGUCUUUUCCCUGCCCGGGAAGGGGAUAGAUAACUGAUUUCCGUUCUUUCGACUCUGUUUUAAACUUCUCUUUCUAAAAGUGGAGUGUUGGGCCUGUUUUGUUUCUGACCAAGCUGCAGCCCUGGGCCUGUGAUGAGUGUGGGAGGCUUUGGGGGUGCAGGGAGGAGGAAAACCCCCAAAACAGGAAUGUGUGUGUCGCCUUGGCUUGUAGGUCAGCCGAGAAUGGGACUGUGUCCCUCAAAGUCUGCACUUCAGGGCUUCUCUGCUGGUGCCGGGGCGGGGGUGUUUGUUCCAAAGUCCAGGAAGGGCGCUCCUGGCCCAGGACCUCCUAGUUCUUGGGUAGUACCGGCUCUUUCCCUCGCGUCUUCCCCACCCCCGGGGCCCAGCCUGUGCCUCUCUCCGUCUACUCCUGUCUUCCUCCCUUCUGGCUGUUGCUGCUUUUCCUCCAGGGCUACAGAGGCACUUCCGCUUUUCCUGGGCUGAGGGGAAUGGGUGUUCUCACCGUUUCAUUUGCCAACAUGAUGUACAUGCCUCUUGCCUCUGGAAACAGGUGUGAGUGAGCCCUUUCACACCUGUGCUUUGCCUCCCUCGCUUUCAGAGCUUCUCAAUAGUGAAUGCUUUUAAAAAAAAAAAAAGCCACAAAAUGGAAGUUUCCUGAAGAUUGAAAACAGAAGGGGAAAUGCUGCUGGCAUUGGGAGCACAAGGGGCUCCCCGCAAAAAGGGAGCCCCACCUCAGCAUUACUGCCUUAAUCAUGGCCUCACCUCCCUUCUCCCUGUAGGGCAGAAGGAAGUUCCUCUCCCCUCCCCAGCUCUGUGUUCCCUGGAGGCAUGUGUCACUGAGCGUUUGUGAGUUGCUCCAGGUGUGAGGACACCCCCCACUCAGGACUCCUCCUGUCCCCUUUUCGGUGUCCACCGGGGUCCAGCCUGCAGGCCUGAGCAGUUUUGAGCAAACCGGGCGGUAGAGCAGCAGCUUGGUGUUCUCAGUGGCGCUGGGCUGACAAGCGUCCUUUUCUGGCCUUGUGCUACCACCACUCUCCUUUCCCUAAGCUUGUUAGGCCUGGUCUUUCCCGUUGGUGUCACAGAAGUGGAACAGAGUCCCCAAAGCUCAUGGGGUCCUUUCUGCCAGUAUCCUCCCCCAGUUCCCCUGGGGAUCUACAGGUAGGGGAAGAAGGCUCCGGUGCUAGCCAGCAGGGGUACCUCCUGAGGGAAAAUGGGAGCUUCUGAUUCUAAGGCCCUGGCUAGGCCUCUGUCCUGAUACCGUGGGGUCUCUCUCCCAAGCCCCAGCCUAAGUGUUAGUGCCUGGGCCAAAUCUGCCAUUCAGGCCCAGCCAAGCUUUUCUGACUAAAUAAGCAAUAAGAGGCUCUAUGCUGAUCCAGUUCCUAGGACCCAUUCUUCCCUCCUCUGGGCCUCCAUGUUUCUCCAGGUGAAGGAGAGCCUGUGUCACCCCUUUUCCUAUCAGGCUUAUUCAGAUGCUCUGAGUGGGACUCGUGACCAGAGCCCAGGAUAGCUUAGUGGGGGGUGUCCCUACUGCUUCUGCGUGAGACCCCUGCCCUACAGGCCUGGUUCCCAUCAGAACCCUGCCCUGCCCACCUGCCAUUCCUCAACAGAAAUACUGUAUUCCCACAAUCCCCCUUCUCCUGCCAUCUGCAGAGAAGCAACUCAGCCAAAUAAGCCUGAACAGGGUCCGUCCAUGUGGACCAGAGCCAACCUGAAGUCAUUCGCUAUCUGGUUUCCAGUUCCAUCGUGGGUUAGGGGCAGUGACGGUUGCAAAAUUUGCUCUUUAGAGGAAUCAGGCCAGACUCCAUUUUGGAGGAGGGCAAGGUCAGGAGGGAGCCCGUUCAGCCCCGGAUGUGUUCUGGGGCUUCCCAUCAACCCUUGUGUUUGAGGCUGUCUUCAGGAGGCAGUCGACCACUGUGCCUGGUCAGCCCCGGUCCAAGCCAUGCCAGGAAUCUGCCCAACUGCCAGGUUCAGUUCUUUAAGGUGCCUCUUCAGGGACACCAUGUGUCUCUCUGAUUGGGCUUCUAAAUCAAAAGCCUGAUGUUCGUGUCCCUCUCAUAGGGGGAGCUUUGAACACAGGACCAGUCUGGAAAUGGUCAAGGUAAGAGUUGCCCUCUGCACAUUGUAGAGGGGACGCUCUGUAGGCCCAUGGGUCCUUUACUGUAGAGAGGUUGAGUACAUUUGCCUUCACUUAACCCGGGAUCUUCUGUUUAGUUCCCUCCUGCCUCCCAAAGGUUUUGACCAUUUUGUAAGUGCAUAAAUUCACCUCUAUAAAAAGUGGCCCAGAAGCAUCUCUGUGCUAAAAGCAUGGGAAGUGUGUAAAGGCAGUCAUUCCCUGGGAAAUGGAUCCCAUUUAAAUCUGCUCCCCCUGCCCUGUUCCUGAGGCCACCUUCAGUAGGGCCGCCCCUGCAGAAGGCUGUCCUCCAUCCCAUUCCCAGCCCGGCCAAGUGUCUGUGGAAGGGAAGGCCAUUUUCCCCUUCAGGUCUUCGAUCGGUUACCACUAUUAUUCCUCAGUCACUUUUUGUAAAUGGAGUUUGUUUUAUCUUUUUUAAAAUGCCAAUAAAUAUUUGCAUUCAAGCAGGGGAAGGAAGGCAGAGGUCUGAACCCCACUGUCCCAUGCCCUGCUGUAGGGCUCGCCCCUGGAGCAGACCUUCUUUGGGCCCCAUGAGCUUCGCUUAUAGUACCCCCAAGUGUGACACAUUCCAUGUCAUGCCACUUUCCCCCUCAAGGUGCCAUUUGGGCAUCUGCUUCCCACUGUGACUGGGCUAUGGGACUCUGACUACCUUGCUUACAGAUUCAUGGUUUGAUAAAUUUGUUGUAUUCAAAAACUUGAAAUGUAGGACGCCAUUAAGUGUCUGUUUAUAUUUUUGGAAUAUUUGUAUUACUUACCAUUAAUUAAUAAAAGCGGGUUUAAAAAACCCAUCCAGGAAUGGGA